This is a messenger RNA of Quercus lobata, 822 nucleotides long. Its product is annotated as auxin-responsive protein SAUR23-like. The transcript has a single exon. NCBI's taxonomy places the organism in Eukaryota, Viridiplantae, Streptophyta, Magnoliopsida, Fagales, Fagaceae. Bases 438 to 731 code for a protein of 97 amino acids. The record is from RefSeq and is a predicted model, not a curated record. Gene Ontology annotation, biological process: response to auxin.
CUAGGAAAAAUGGUGACACCAGACUGGGUUUAUGAUUGGCCCAUGAACUCCAGCUUCCAAGUGGGUCUGCUACACCAUAAUUUGAUGGAUAAACUGAUAAAUAAUAUGAUAUGAGAGAGAGAGAGAGAGAGAGAGUUGGCGCUAACUGAGCAGAGCCAUGUGAGCCUUAUCAAAGGUAGGCCCUCUGGGCAUACCCAACAGCCAAUCUCCUGGCAUCACUCCCACUUGAUCAUGACCACGCUGGAAAGUGAUAUCACUUUUGCUCUUGAUAACUCUAUAAAUACCCACACCAAGAAAGCCCUCAAACUCCAAAGUUCUCAGUCACAAACUUACACAAGUGCUACAACUUCUAAUACUAGCUAGUUCUCUCUAUAUCAAUAAAAUCUCAUCCAGAUAUAUACACUCACUAUUUCUCUCACACCAAUUGUGUAUUAGUCAUGGGGGUCCGUAUGCUAUCCAUGAUUGCCAAUGCCAAGCAACUUCUCAAACUUCACUCCAUCCACACAAGAAAUCAAUCUGAUGUUCCAAAAGGCCACAUUGCAGUGUAUGUGGGAGAAAUCCAAAGAAAGCGGUUUGUGGUUCCCAUAUCAUACUUGAACCAUCCUUCAUUCCAAUACCUGCUUAAACGAGCUGAGGAAGAGUUUGGAUUCAAUCAUCCAAUGGGUUGUCUAACAAUUCCAUGCAAAGAGGACGCCUUCAUCAAUCUCACUUCUCAAUUGCAUGCCUCAUGAAAAGAAGAACAUAGAGCAAUCCUCCAAAAUUUUGAUAAUCUUUUGUAGUAGACUAUAGUAGUGGUAAACCCAAUAUAUGAUACUUUUCAAC